This is a messenger RNA of Gryllus bimaculatus (two-spotted cricket), 2285 nucleotides long. The record is from the annotation of a GenBank genome assembly. Lineage: Eukaryota; Metazoa; Arthropoda; Insecta; Orthoptera; Gryllidae.
UACUCAUUUCAGGGCGGAAGCAUAAAUAUCACAAGUGUCAUAUAAUGGACAACCCUCCAUAAAACGGAAACAUUCCCAAACCGGAAUAUGUUUUCUCCCGAUCGAUUUUGGCUCAGUCAGAUUUUACUGAAUGUAAAUAUACAAGGGCGAGAUAUGUGCUUUACGCUCACUGCGACCCUGCGGCGUUCGCGUGCCAAAGUGCGUUCCAAAGUGCGCUUUACUGGUAAUGCCCCCAAAGGAGCGGCUGGAAAAGCGAGUCGAACAGGUCCUAGAUUUAUUAAGAGCAAAUUCAUCGAACCUGAGGACCGUAUUGUUGGAGGAACUGAAACUACUAUAACCGAUUUUCCUUUCGCGGUGUCACUAGAGUACCAAGGAAACCACUCGUGUGGAGGUUCCAUCAUUAGUGAAAAGUAUAUUUUGACAGCCGCACAUUGUUAUCAUGCUUCGGCUAAGGACUAUACAGUGCGAGUGGGUUCCAGCGAAAGGGAAAACGGUGGAACUGUGUUGGAAGUGAAGAAGUUCAUCGUCCACCCGAAUUACGACCCCGAUGUAUUAUUUGAUUACGACAUGGCGCUGCUGGAGCUUACGGAGUCCAUCGAGAUGUCCCCGACGUCGCAGCCAGUGGAGCUGCCUGAGGAGGGAAGGCCAGUGAAAGCGGGGGAGAUCGCAGUCGUCGUUGGCUGGGGCAGACUCAAGAGUAACGGCGAGUCGCCCACGAAUUUGCAACAAGUGUCCAUACCCGUGGUGGAUAUCGUGCGCUGUAACAAAACGUACUGGGAAGAACUAACGCCCAGAAUGUUCUGCGCUGGAGAGAAAAACGGAGGACGAGACUCUUGCCAGGGCGACUCCGGGGGCCCGUUGUUAAUAAACGACACACAAAUAGGUAUCGUGUCGUUUGGACUGGGCUGCGGAAGAGAACCCGGGAUAUACACGAAUGUACCAGAAUUGCGAUCCUGGAUCUCAGAUAUCGCUGGUGUUUGAUAUCAGUUGCAUGGACUUGGAAGAACAGCGUUCAGCUAAACGACUCUGAGUGAAUUAAAAGUAGUGUUGUAAGAAUUUAUGAUACGCACAUUGAUUCCAACUUUAUAUUACGCCAUUUAUUUGUUUUACUUUCACUGCGAAACCAAUUUUAUCAGGUUUAGUGUUGUAUGGCCAGAUUUGUAAAUUUCUCUACAGUUCAUUCAAUACAAAAUAAAGAUAUUAAAGAGUUCUUGUUUCAAUGGGAUCAGGAAAAAUAAUUUCUUAUUCACGAACAACUUGUUUUAAUCAUGCGACUGCAUGUCACCUAUCUAGCGUUAAAAAAUGUAAUACUGAACUGUGAUCAAUAAAGCAACUAGUGGUGCAUAAAAAUGGUACGGACUUUACUGUAUAACUUUUUUCUAUUCUCUUGAAUCGGAGCAAACGUUUUGGUUCUAUCACAUCCUCUUCCCAGUAUCUACCAAUCAACCUUUUAAAAGACCUACGAGGUCCUUUCGCAGUGAAUAUCACCUAACGCUCCUCUAGAGAUUUCCUCAGUGAAUAUCAACUUCUGUGUACCGAACAUCGCAUGGGCCUCUAUCUUUGUUUUUGUACCUUUACACAAUUGCUCUUGGUAUCCUUUGGCCCCUUCUCAGCGUUAACCACUGUUUUAGGUGUACAGGAUAAUUCCUUCCAGGUCAUGAGAUUAUGAAGGUUUAAGAUAUAGUUGUAAAAGAAACUCUGAAUGCCUCCUACGACACGACGAAAAUUUCCCACACGCAGGUUAUCACAACCUUACUCUCAACGUAGUUGGGCUUCCAUGUUAAGCCCCUAUCUUAAGAAGCCGAAUCACUUGACCGUACAUUUUGUAAAGGUAUCGAGGAAUCAAGGUUAAGUAAUGUAACAAUAGCAAUAAUAAUCAUAAGAAUAAUUUGAUAAUAUUAUAACUAAAACUGAUCUGUUUAUGCAUUUGAGAGCACAAAUGUGCUUUGGAGCAUUGAACUCAUAGGUAGGUCAGUGAGUUUAACACUUUUCGAUUGCAAAGCAACUAAGCUCACAUGAUUUAGCAUUAAAAUCUAUCGACAUCGCCAAAAAACCAAUGAAAUAAAUUCUACAAAUAAACUUAAGAAAUUAAAUAAAAUGUUACAACUUAUCAUUUGCAUCAACACAUUAAUUUCGAAAAUAAUAAGAGUGUAAAUUUAUAUUCAGGAAGUAGAUUCUUUAAUACUUUUUAUUUUUCCGUUAACGUGCGAACAUACGAAUUAAUAUACGUAGUACAAGGGAAAGUUUUGUAAUGCUGCGCGAAAGAACGGAAAUUUAGUAGAAAA